Aspergillus pseudotamarii is the source of this 1970-nucleotide messenger RNA. Its product is annotated as class I SAM-dependent methyltransferase. The transcript has 10 exons. The record is from RefSeq and is a predicted model, not a curated record. Lineage: Eukaryota; Fungi; Ascomycota; Eurotiomycetes; Eurotiales; Aspergillaceae. Gene Ontology annotation, molecular function: methyltransferase activity. Bases 531 to 1547 code for a protein of 338 amino acids.
CACAAGCUCCCGAGGGACAGAGCCAAUGCUAUACAACUAUCCUUCGGUUUAUCGCCGUAAAGAAACUUCGCACCCCCGGGGCUCUCACCCGAUAAACGCCGGCUCAUCCUGUGCAACACAAGCCCAAAGCCAUCUCCCCAAACAAUCAAGUCCCAGAAAGCCACAUCAUGCAAACAAUUUUACAUCAAAAGCGCCAUGUAAUACGAAUACAUCAAUCCCGCCCGACACUAGAAAGUCUCGUUUGACAAUGACGCAGGAGACUAGCGUCGGAACGUUAGUGAUGCUCAGUGGAGUCGACCGUUAGGGCUUCCGAGACUAUGCAGGACUAGCUCCUCCAUGCAUGGCCCCCAUGUCUAACGGCGCAGAGUCCGACCAAUAAUGCAAUGCUAUAGUAGAUUACGUGACGAGACGAAAGAGUACUGACAUGGGUGUUUGUCCGGAACCACUAGAUAUUAAUAUCUGGGGUCCCGUCGGUGAAGGGGGUGGUGCGGACGUCUUCCGAAACUGUGCGCUUGCUGACGGUUUUUGUGAUGUCGCGGCAUACUGAUCUUAAUGUUGUGGAGGUUGAUACUGAUGCUGAGUCGGGGUAUGGGGAGAGUGCGCAGUCAGAUUAUACUUCGCUACGCAGCAGUAUCAUGAACUAUCACUAUGAUAAUGGGCGACGCUACCAUGCCUACCAUGCAGGAUCAUAUUGGGGCCCCAACGACGAAAAAGCUAUGGAACAACUAGAUAUAGGCCACCACGUCUUCAACCUCCUCCUAAACGGAAAUCUUUAUCUCGCACCGAUCCCAGAGGACGUCGAACAAGUCCUCGACAUCGGUACAGGAACCGGCAUAUGGGCUAUUGACUUUGCAGACGCUCAUCCUACGACAAGAGUAAUCGGAACAGAUCUUUCCCCCAUCCAACCAACCUGGAUCCCACCAAACCUCCAUUUUGAAGUCGACGACUGCUGCGACGACUGGGUCUACGGCAAAGACAGCUUCGACUUCAUCCACGUCCGCGGUCUGUACGGGUGUGUAGCAGACUGGGAUAAAUUCUACAAAGAAGCCCUCAAACACCUAAAACCAAACAGCUACCUAGAACAAGUCGAAGUCUCGGUAGUCCCGAAAUCCGAUGACGGCAGCACAAAUAACACCAUCUUCGAAGAAUGGGGUAGAGUCUCACUCCAAGCAGGCGACGCAUUCGGGAAAACGUUACGCAUCGUGGACGAAGCGAAAGAGAAAAUGAUCAAUGCCGGGUUUGUAGAUGUACAGGAACACCGCUUCAAGUGUCCAGUCGGGCCGUGGGCGAAGGAUCCCCGGCUAAAAGUACUGGGUAAAUAUAAUCGGUUGCAGUGGGAGAUGGGGAUUGAGGGGUGGAGUAUGAUGCUUUUGACGAACUUUUUGAAUUGGACUCGUCAGGAAGUAGAGGUAUACCUCGCGCGCAUGCGCCAGGGACUACGGGAUCCGAGUAUUCAUGCUUAUCAGGAGAAGUACGGUAGUAGUAUAUGGCCGCAAACCACCCAAUCCAGAAAACCAACAAUAAUGCUUCCUAACUUUACCUUAUGAUAUCACUAGGGAGUCUAGAACACGCCCUACAGCGUCAUAUCCAUAGCUUAAUGAAGAGAGUUUACUUUAAGCUAGAAAUAAAAGUAAGACGCCGCCGCUGAUACCAUCAUGCUGCCUGACCAUGGUAUCUCGAGAUGAUGGAUCCAAGGAUCUUGGGGAUGCGUAUGAUGUCAGCGGCAGAUACUUCCGGUUGGGUUGUUUCACAUGUAGAUCAGCGGCGGGCUGGGAGCUUGGGUAUGGGUUGUUCUGGAUUGUUACUUGACUUGGUAGUUAGGGUGGGUUGGUGCUGGUGCUGGUGUUGUUGGUGAGGGUUGUGUCUUGGAUGGGAAGUAGGCUGGGGUUUGUGAUAUCCUGGUUUUUCUGGAAUGAUGUUUGUAAAGAUGAUGUGGCAAUUCUUGAGGGAUGUAGAGUUUGUUAGAGUAA